AUGACCAAAGGUCAGAUAUUUGAGACUUAUUGGGAAAUGAAGAAAGUGGUGUUGAGUCUAAACUUAUAUGAUGACAAAGCCAAGCAAAAGGCCAUGAAGGUAGCCUCUUCGGUUUCAGGAAUUAAUUCCAUUGCCAUGAAUAUGAAUGAGAAGAAAAUGACAGUGAUUGGAGAAAUGGAUCCUGUAAACAUCGUGGGGAAAUUGCGUAAGUAUUGGCACACGGAAAUAGACUUUAUUGGGCCACCGGAAGAGCCUAAGGCGCCUGAGCUAGAGAAGAAAGAAGAAAAAAAGAAGGAUGAAGCCGCCGUUAAAAUCGCCGAGCUCAUUAAGGCAAUAGAGUUGGGUGGUAGUUAUAAUUAUCCUUACAUGACUUCACACUACCAUCUUGAGAGUAUCGCAGAAGAGAACCCUAAUGCUUGUUGUGUUAUAUCUUAA
Messenger RNA from Macadamia integrifolia, 435 nucleotides. Its product is annotated as heavy metal-associated isoprenylated plant protein 39-like. The transcript has 4 exons. The coding region runs from base 1 to 435 and encodes 144 amino acids. The record is from RefSeq and is a predicted model, not a curated record. Gene Ontology annotation, molecular function: metal ion binding. Lineage: Eukaryota; Viridiplantae; Streptophyta; Magnoliopsida; Proteales; Proteaceae.